CUUCAAAGCAUAGCUUUGGGGCAAAGGACAAAGGAUGGGAGUAUUUGAGAACUGUGGCUGGGGUAAGCCUUCUGCGAAGUGACACAGAACGGGAAGAUAUGGAGGACCUGACUAAAAGAAAGAUGCAGCGGAGAAAUGGCACGGUGAGCCCAUGCUUCUAGCCUGAGAAAUCCCAGUUGGAAAGCUGCUCACCCGCCUCCUCUGUGCCUGGUGGUCCUUCGCUCACCAGAGAAGAAGGGAUGGCUGUCAGCCACCUCCCAGCCCAGGUCCAGGACUUGGUGACCUUCAAGGAUGUGGCUGUGCUCUUCACCCAGGAGGAGUGGGGGCAGCUGAGCUCUGCCCAGCGAGCCUUGUACAGGGACGUGAUGCUGGAGAACUACAGCAACAUGGUCUCGCUGGGACUCUUGGGGUCCAAACCAGAUAUGUUUGUUCACCUGAAAAAAGCAGAAGAAUGCAUGUCAGAGGAUGCUCCAGAGGGCUUUGUUCUUGGAGGGAUUACAAAGACCGUGAGUAAGAAAUUUCUCAAGGUGGGAAUCCCUAAGAAAGGACCGGAUCAGUGGAUACUGAAGGAGAGAGUCGCCCGAGAGAGUCACCUGGAGUGUGCUGACCUGUUAGACUGCCAAUGCUGGGGAGGUCAGGAGGUCAGUUUGUGGCAGGUGAUCCUCACCCAACAGAACACUCCAUCUAAGCUCAGUGAGCAGAAAGUCGAGGAGUCAGAGAAGGGCUGCCCAGUGAGUCCGUUAUCCGCGCAAAGCCAGAGAUCUCCAGCAAGCAAAAAAGCUUUGGAAUGCGGUGAGUGUGGGAGAGCCUUCUGUAAGAGUUCCGCCCUUAAGAAACAUCAGAAAACUCAUGCUGAAAAACUCAACCCGAGUCAGAAAAUGCCACUUAAAGACAAGCGCUAUGAAUGUAGAGAAUGUGGGAAAGCCUUUCACCAGAGUACACACCUUAUCCAUCACCAAAGAAUUCACACCGGCGAGAAGCCGUAUGAAUGUAAAGACUGUGGCAAGGCCUUCUCAGUGAGCUCUUCGCUUACCUACCACCAGAAAAUCCACACUGGAGAAAAGCCUUUUGAAUGCAACGUCUGUGGAAAAGCCUUUCUCCGGAACAUACAUCUUUCCCACCAUGAGAGAAUACAUACUGGAGAGAAACCUUUCCAGUGUGACAUUUGUGACAAAGCUUUCGUUUGCAGAGCACAUCUUACCAAACACCAGAAUAUUCACAGUGGCAAGAAACCCUAUAAAUGUAAUGAAUGCGGGAAGGCCUUCAAUCAGAGUACAAGUUUUCUUCAGCAUCAGAGAAUACACACUGGAGAGAAACCCUUUGAAUGCAAUGAGUGUGGGAAGGCCUUCAGGGUGAACUCUUCCCUGACUGAACACCAGAGAAUUCACACCGGGGAGAAACCAUAUAAAUGCAACGAGUGUGGCAAAGCAUUCAGGGAUAAUUCAUCCUUUGCGAGACAUCGGAAAAUUCACACUGGCGAGAAACCCUGCCAGUGUGGCUUGUGCGAGAAGGCAUUCAGGGACCAGUCAGCCCUCGCCCAGCACCAGAGAGUCCACACUGGGGAAAAGCCUUUCACGUGUAACACCUGUGAGAAAGCCUUCAGCGACCAUUCAGCCCUUACCCAACAUAAGAGAAUCCACACGAGAGAAAAACCAUACACCUGUAAAGCCUGCGGGAAAGCAUUUAUCCGAAGCACGCACCUCACUCAGCACCUCAGGAUUCACACGGGAGAGAAGCCUUAUAAAUGUAACAGGUGUGGGAAAGCUUUCAACCAGACUGCGAACCUCAUCCAGCAUCAGAGGCACCACACCAGAGGAAAAUGAUAUGAAUGUGGUUCCUACGGAAAUGCUGUGGGAACAAUGCCAUUAGUUAUGGAAUAUAAGAGAAUCACAACAAAGCCCUUCGUCAGGGCGGUUGUAUUUACUGAGAGCCAGGUUUCGCAAUGCCAUGAGUCUUGAGAAUUUUAAGAAGGGUGAACGCACCUUACUCUCUAGCACUGCCUCAGCUGAAUAAAGUACUUUUAAUUGGCAUGAAUUACCAACUAUUAGAACGGAAAUGAAACUUCAUCAAAAGUAUAAAUGUCAGUUAUCAAACUUACCAUUUUAAAAGAAUUAUAAAGUUAUAACACUUAAGAUUG
Psammomys obesus (fat sand rat) is the source of this 2137-nucleotide messenger RNA. RefSeq names its product zinc finger protein 454 (gene Znf454). NCBI's taxonomy places the organism in Eukaryota, Metazoa, Chordata, Mammalia, Rodentia, Muridae. The record is from RefSeq and is a predicted model, not a curated record. The transcript has 5 exons. Gene Ontology annotation, biological process: regulation of DNA-templated transcription. Bases 240 to 1823 code for a protein of 527 amino acids.